AUUAGGAGAGACAUGACCAGAGAAGAGAUUUAACAGCAAGAAAGAAUAUCUUACAACCAAGACAUGACUUAACCAGGAGACAAUGUAACCCAAAGAGCACAAGAGAACUAAAGGUACUUUCAAAAAUUACAUGCACACACUAUCAAAGGCACCAUUGACCGCAAAACCAGUAAAUGAACAUCUUCAGAAAACUGAGAUGGGGAAGGAACUUCUGUGGAGUGUGAGUGUGGUCUUCUUUCUACAACUAUCACUGGUCUCCUCCUACAAACUAGUUUGUUACUAUACAAACUGGGCUCAGUACAGACCAGAAGGUGGUAAAUUCUUCCCAGAAAAUAUUGACCCCUGCCUGUGCACCCACCUGAUUUAUGCCUUUGGCAGCUUGGCAAACAAUGAACUCACUACCUAUGAAUGGAAUGAUGAGCCCAUGUUCAAGAGAUUCAAUGAUCUGAAAAUUAGAAAUAAUAAUCUGAAAACCCUUUUAGCUGUUGGAGGAUGGAAUUUUGGUACCACAAGAUUUACAAACCUAGUGGCUACAGAUGAAUCUCGGACAACGUUCAUCAGUUCUGCAAUCAGUUUUCUUCGGAGCCAUGGAUUUGAUGGUUUGGAUUUGGACUGGGAGUAUCCUGGCUCCAGAGACAGUCCAGUGGAAGAUAAACAACGUUUUACAGCCUUGGUCAAGGAAUUGCAGGAAGCUUUCAGAACAGAGGCGGUGUCUUCUGGAAGGGAAAGACUCUUGCUCACAGCUGCAGUUGCUGCUGGUAAAGACACCAUUGAUGCUGGAUAUGAAAUAGCUGAAAUUUCAAGAUACAUAGAUUUUAUCUGUGUGAUGACGUAUGACUUUCAUGGGGCUUGGGAGAACGUUACUGGUCACAAUAGCCCUCUCUACCGUGGGUCUGCUGAUGAAGGAAAAUUUAUUUACUUUAAUGUUGACUUUGCAAUGAAGUACUGGAGAGAUGGUGGUAUCCCAGCAGAGAAUUUAAUUGUUGGAUUCCCAACCUACGGACGUAGUUUCACCCUGAGCACCUCCCAAACAGGAGUUGGUGUUCCAGUAUGUGGGGCUGGUCAACCAGGCCAACUAACCAAGGAGGCUGGAUUCUGGGCCUACUAUGAGGCUCAGUGGCUGAAGGAAAACAACUUUGGAGGUGCCAUGGUGUGGACUUUAGAUCUGGAUGAUUUCUCUGGAACUAAAUGUGGUCAAGGAGCUUACCCUUUGACCGCCACGUUGAAGUCACUUCUUAACAUUAAUGAAUGUGAGAUAUCGACACCUUUAACCACAACAGCUACUGUCACUGCCUCUUCAAGUGGCAUUACUGCAACUAUUGUAGUCCAUGACUUUUGCCAAGGCAAGUCUGAUGGGACAUAUCCUGAUUAUGCUGAUCGUAGUAAAUAUUACCAGUGUUACCAUGGACAAACAUACCAUAUGAUUUGUGCCGAAAGUCUAAUAUUCGAUGAAAAUUGUAAUUGUUGCAAUUGGUCUUCAUAA
This is a messenger RNA of Stegostoma tigrinum, 1483 nucleotides long. RefSeq names its product acidic mammalian chitinase-like. The transcript is spliced from 11 exons. The coding region runs from base 131 to 1483 and encodes 450 amino acids. Gene Ontology annotation, molecular function: chitinase activity; chitin binding. The record is from RefSeq and is a predicted model, not a curated record. Gene Ontology annotation, biological process: carbohydrate metabolic process; chitin catabolic process. Gene Ontology annotation, cellular component: extracellular region. NCBI's taxonomy places the organism in Eukaryota, Metazoa, Chordata, Chondrichthyes, Orectolobiformes, Stegostomatidae.